This is a messenger RNA of Ipomoea triloba (trilobed morning glory), 1156 nucleotides long. RefSeq lists its product as uncharacterized. The record is from RefSeq and is a predicted model, not a curated record. The coding region runs from base 563 to 1102 and encodes 179 amino acids. Lineage: Eukaryota; Viridiplantae; Streptophyta; Magnoliopsida; Solanales; Convolvulaceae. The transcript is spliced from 2 exons.
CAUAAUUUUGGCGAGAAAUUGGGUUAUGUGGGUUGCCAUAGGGAAAUCCCAAUUUUGGAAUCUUCCAGAGGAGUUUUUGCCAUUAAAGAAGAUGGAAAUCUUUAUGUCUUGAAUGGUACUGGCGCCACAUAUUUCUCCACACAACUGGAUGUUACUGGUGCCUCUAAGCCACACAAGACUGCAAGCACAUCAAGGCUUUUGGAUUCAGAGAACUUAGUUCUGAUUGAUAAUCUUUCGGGGAAGACUUUAUGGCAAAGUUUCGACAACCCAACCGAUACUUUUCUUCCUGUGAUGAAAAUAGAUGAUCCAAAAUUGAGUCCAGACAUGACACCGCCGCAUUUCCAAGGCUUCGCCAACGCCUCCGGCAUCUUGAACUGGUUCCCGUGAGUUCACAUAUGCAUCCGAAGAUUCACGUCUCGCUUGAAUCCCUUUCCGCAUAUCUCGCAGAAAUGGAUGUACUCCGCUAGCAGCUCCACCGCAUCCAGCUUGAUGAUUUCCCAAUCCUGGCCGCCGGAUCCGCCGCGACCCUAUUCUGGUCAAAGAAAUCGACCUCGAAAAACAGAUGUUUAUUAGUCGAUUUAUGGUCAAUAACUUUGCUGGACACGACGGGGCUAACUUCAUUUGCGGCUUAGGUGGAAGCGAUGAGGGCAGCGCCGUUGACUAUAAUCUGGUGUAUGGCAGUGGCGAUCUCAGUGGACACCAUGCCCAUUUGUUCUUCACAGAGGAGAAUGUGCUGGUGACAGAGGUGGAGAGGAACUUCUGGAGGGAGUCAGUUCUUUCUUGGACGUUAGCAAUGUUCAGCAGCGGAACUCUAAGGUCCUUAGCGCCGUCGCCGCCGACAGCGGCCCUAUGUGGCUUGAUAUUAGGAUGGAGAAGAAGAUCACGUAGGAUUCUACUUGGACUUAAAUUAAAGAUUGUGAUCAACUACUCUGCGCCAAAGGCAUCUUCCGACCGGCGGUCGCGAAAUUGCAACGACCCUGUGCAUCUGGAGGAAGACAUCAUCAAACAACAAUCGAAGUUUGAUUCUGAAAGAUGGCAAGUGAAGACUACGAAUGUAAGAGUAAUAUUUAAAUUGAAAAACGAGUUUGAAUACAAACUUUGAAUUCAACGUAAUCUGUAGUGAUGGGUUUAAGCAUGCAAUUAGAUGAUGUUUUAA